Molecule: messenger RNA, 3269 nt
Organism: Parus major (Great Tit)
Lineage: Eukaryota; Metazoa; Chordata; Aves; Passeriformes; Paridae
Gene: PCSK9
Product: proprotein convertase subtilisin/kexin type 9
Exons: 12
Coding region: 491-2407 (638 amino acids)
Biological process (GO): proteolysis
Molecular function (GO): serine-type endopeptidase activity
Source: RefSeq, a predicted model, not a curated record
CCCCGCCCCGCCGCGCUGAGCCCCGGCCGCACGGGCAGAACCGCGGGUGCGCGCCGGGAUCUGCGCGGGUGCGCGCCGGGAUCUCCGCGGGUGCGCUCCAGGAUCUGCGCGGGUGCGCGCCGGGAUCUGCGCGGGUGCACUCCGGGAUCUGCGCGGGUGCUCUCCGGGAUCUCCGCGGGUGCUCUCCGGGAUCUGCUCUGGUGCGCUCCGGGAUCUGCGCGGGUGCGCUCCGGGAUCUGCUCGGGUGCGCUCCGGGACCUCAGAGCCGGGGGUGCGCUCCAGCUCCUGCGCUCCGCGGGUGCGCUCGGGCCUCCCGGCUCCGCUCCAGCUGCCCGGCCCCGCUCCUGCCCUUCGACUGCGCUGCUGCCCCUCGGCCCCGCGGGUGCUCUCCGGCCCCUCCGCGGUCGCACAGGGGGUCCCCGCCGGUGCCGUCCCCUGCCCCGAGGGUCGCGGCGUCUCCCGGCGCUGCCCGUCGGGGGGCGGGUGCGGGAUGUCCCCGCGGGCCCUGGCGCUGGUGCUGGCGCUGGCGGAGUUGGUUCUGGCCCUGGGGGCGGCCGAGGAGGGGGAAGCCGCCGUCGGGGUCGCUCCUCCGGGACCCGCUGCUUUCCAUCGCGCAGCCAAGGCGUCGUGGCGGCUGCCCGGGCGCUACGUGGUGAUGCUGCGGGCGGGGAGCGAGGCAGAGCUGCGGGGCACGGCCCGGCGGCUGCAGGCCCGGGCGGCUCGGCGGGGACACCGGGCCGAGCUGCUGCACGUUUUCCACCUCCUGCCAGCCUUCCUGGUGAGGAUGAGCAGCGACGUCCUGGACACGGCGCUGAAGCUGCCGCAAGUGAAGUACAUUGAGGAGGAUGCCUACGUCUUCGGCCAGAGCAUUCCCUGGAACCUGGGCAGGAUAGUGCCGCCGCAGCCCAGCUCAGGAGCCUACAGCCCUCCCAAUAAAGGCGACCUGGUCGAGAUUUACCUGCUGGACACCAGCGUGCAGAGUACCCACAGGGAGAUCGAGGGCAGAGUGACUGUGACUGGCUUUGAGAGCAUCCCCGAUGAGGAUGGCACCCACAUCCACAGGCAGGCCAGCAAGUGUGACAGCCAUGGGACACACGUGGCCGGGGUGCUGAGCGGGCGCGACGCCGGCGUGGCCACGGCAGCCAACAUCCGCAGCCUCCGGGUGCUGAACUGCCAGGGGAAGGGCACCGUCAGCGGGACCCUCAUGGCCCUGGAGUUCGUCAGGAGGGCUCUGGAGGCUGAGCCGUACGCGCCGCUGGUGCUGCUACCGCUGGCCGGCAGCCACAGCCCCGCACUGAACGCGGGCUGCCGGCGGCUCGCUCGGGCCGGAGCGCUGAUGGUGGCGGCCGCCGGCAACUACAAGGACGAUGCCUGCCUCUACUCGCCUGCAUCCGAGCCGGAGGUCAUCACGGUCGGUGCCACCGACAGCGAGGACCAGCCCGCCUCCAUCGGCACCCUGGGCACCAACUUUGGCCGCUGCGUGGACCUGUUCGCCCCGGGGGACGACAUCAUCGGCGCCUCCAGCGACUGCAGCACGUGUUUCACAGCGCGGAGCGGAACCUCGCAGGCGGCCGCACACGUGGCAGGCAUCGCUGCCGUGCUGCUGAGCGCCGAGCCCCGGCUGAGCCUGGCCGAGCUCCGGCAGCGCCUCCUGCGCUUCUCCGCCAAGGGCGCGAUGGGCACGGAGCGGGUCCCGGAGGAGCAGCGCCUCCAGACACCCAACAGCGUGGCUGCCCUGCCCACCCGGCUGGGGACAGAGGAGCAGCUGCUCUGCCGCUCGGUGUGGUCGGCCCGCUCGGGGCCCGCCCGGCACGCCCCGGCCGUGGCUCGCUGCUCCAGCGCCGAGGAGAUGCUCAGCUGCUCCAGCUUCUCCCGCAGCGGCAGCCGGCUCGGGGAGCACAUGGAGGACAAGGACGGGCAGAAGCAGUGCGUGGCCCACGGCGCUUCCCGAGGCCGGGGGGUUUAUGCCAUCGCCAGGUGCUGUACGUGGCCCAGGGCUGAAUGCCAGAUCAACGCCAGCUCUCGGGAGGCCGAGUGCUCCCCAGGACACCACGUGCUGACAGGCUGCAGUUUCCACUCGCCAUCCGUGGGGCAGGGGGCUGCUGGCAGGCCCGUGGUGGGGCUGGGGAGGGGGCCCAGCCGCUGUGCCAGCAGGACAGAGGCGGUGGCACACGCCUUGUGCUGCCCCACUGCCAGCCUCGAGUGCCGGCUGAAGGAGCGCAUGGCCCCGGAAAACGAGGACAAGGUGACGGUGUCCUGUGACGAUGGCUGGACGCUGACGGGCUGUAACGCCAUUCCCCACAGCUCCAUGGGAGCCUAUGCCGUGGACAAUUCCUGCCUGGCACCCGCUGUCCCUGGCAGCAGCUCAGCCUUGGCCGUUGCCAUUUGCUGCCGGAGCCGGCAGUAGGGACAGGCUGAGCUGGAGGUUCCUGUGGCACAGUGGGGAUGGAGGCUUGGCUGGAAUGCUGUGACCCUGUCCCUUUCCAGGGCUUCCAGAACAAUCCAUGCUCUGACAUGCAGCUGAGGACCUCCACACUUGGGCUGCCGUGCUGGUGGGGGAUGAACGUCCCUCUGUCUCACACACAGUGGGGUCAGGAUCCAGGACCAGCAUCCAGAGCGGCCCUGCAAGAGCUCUCCAAGCAUCCCCCAUGCAGCUGGAGCCCUGUCCCAGCACCAGAGCCAUCUCAGAACCCUCUCCCUGCCCUGCACCGAGUUUUCCUAUAAACACCCUGACAGAACAAGCCAUGGUGUUGUCACCCAACACAAAAUCCACCACCUUUUUAAAGAAAAAAGGAUUGUGAGGCUCACUCCUUCCUUUCCUGGUUAGCUGCUCAUUAGCUGUCAGCUAAUGCUGCUUAGCACCUAGAAAAUCUUAGUUUAGCCAUUUUUGGGCAGUUUUAUAAUUGCCUAAUGGUAUUCCUAGGAGACUUCUUUACUUCUGAGUCAAGUGCAAGGGCUGGAGUUUAAACAGCCUGCUUGGUUAAUUAGAUUUUUUAUCUGCAUUGCUAUAGUCAGCUACUGCUUCAUUAGUGCUUUUUUUGUUAAGUCAAAGUUAAUGAUCUGCUGGUGUUAUGUGUCAACAGUUUCAGGUCUUCCCAAGACACAUAGAACUGUAGGAGGCUGCAAUUCCUUAAAAAAAAAAAAAUAGGAUGAAGGAAAAGCUUUCACAGCACCUUAGAUUUUACAUUUGUACCUUAAAUAUUUAUUUGGAGUUUUAUAAAUGAACAUUUUAUAAAUGUCUUUUUAAAAUAAAACUUGCAGACCUGUGC